AUGUCUUGGGACCUGCUGCAGCGGUUUUUCGACAGCGACGUCUUCAACUCGAAUCCAUUCCUUUCGGUCUCGUACCUCUCGCGGUAUGCGGACCAUAUCGGGAUACACUAUGUCCUCUGCAAUAAGCUUAAGCAGUUCCCCUACGAGGAUAUUGAAUUCUUCCUGCCGCAGUUAUGUCAUUUGAUUAUAAGCGUGGACAACGAGUCCAUGGCUCUGGAAGAGUUCCUGCUCGACCUAUGUGAGGAGUCAGUUACGGCAGCGUUGUUGACCUUUUGGCUAUUCCAAACCUACCUACACGACCUCUCGUCAAAUCCGCAGGCCGAAGCGUUCCAAACAUGUAGGAGAGUUUACAACAAGGUUCAGCACAUAGUCUUUGGGCUUUCCAACUCGUCGAGAAAUGAGAAGAUCAAAGAGAACCCAUUGCCCGUCAUGGUUCUGGGUAGCUUCAUCAUAGCCGCCAUAGGCGUGCCCGGCCUUGCGACUUGGGCUGGGCCGCUGGCUAUUGCUCAGGGCCGGAAGCCGGUGCCGGCGGAUCCCGUCUCGGACCCUGUGACGACUCUGCAAAGCCCGACCGAACAGCUUAAAAUCAGCCGCGCGCAUACGAUCAACGCGACAAUGUCGAGGUCGAAACGGUCCAAAGACCCAGGGCGUAUCACUAGCGCCCCUGAUCCAAAGACUAUGACUACAACUGCGACUGGGAACUCGGGGACCGCCGCCCCCCUUAAGUCUCCAAGGCCACCUAAAUCGCCACGACCAACUUCCUCAUCUGGGUCGCGCACCCCUGUCAAUGAACCAAAGCGACCAUCGCAGCUGGACAUGCUGUCCGUUGAGGCUCGUCUCAGCUCGUCAUCGCUGCCGCUACCAGAAAUGCGAUCACCGCGGAUGCAGGUCACGCGCCCCACGUCCCCUGUCUCUGCUGGGCUCAGGCCUUCUGACCCUAUGACUCGGAGGCACUCGCACCACGCCAAGGUCAUAAUCAGCCAGGACGAAAUGGACUCGGCACAGAAGACCAGGCUUCUGAGACAGAACUACUUUAGGUGCCAGACAGCCUUUCUCACGGCUCUCGAGGACAUUUCCAACCGACUGGUAAUCGUGCCCAAGCAGGCCCGUCUCAGCGCCCUGCGGGCGGAACUGGCGCUUAUCACACAGGACCUGCCGGCCGAAGUGGAUAUACCAGUGAUUUGCCCACCCUCUAUGCCCAAUGGCUCGCCUGGAAAGAGCAAACACCACCGCAUUGUAAGGCUCAACCCGGCCGAAUCAACAGUGCUGAACAGCGCAGAGAAGGUGCCGUACCUUUUGAUGGUUGAGAUCCUGCGAGACGACUUCAGCUUCGAUCCGGACUCGGCGGACAAUCAGAGGCUGCUAUCGACGCUGCUGGCAGAGCAGGGAUCGCGCAAGAGGAUUUUUGACCUGACGGAAUCGAAAUCGCCAAGGAUUCCUCUGACUAGGAGUCCUGGCAACCCAGAGCCGGCCGUUACCGACAGCGUCUUUGAGCCCACAGCUGGCGACAUUGGCGGCUCUGGAGUCCUGGGGACUUUUAACGAUUCGUCGGGCAGCGGCGACAAGACGCCGUCGAUAGUGGUGCCAGAAAGCAGCAGCAUGCAGGGGCUGAACAGCAGUGCGACGUCCAUCUCGACGCUGUCGGAGCCUACCGCGCGGAGCUCGGCCACCUCGAUAUCGCGGUCCAGCAGUCCCGGACCGCGCAGGAAGCCGGUGAUACCAAUCAGUACACGCGCUGUCAAUCCUGGUCCUCCGACACCCGCGGUAGAGCAGCCGGACUUUUCGGCUUUGGCGACGCACAUGCGCGCUGCAUCGCAGAUGCUUGCACAGCUUGAGGCUACCAGUGGUAAGCGGCCAAAGCAAGAGGUGGCUGCCAUCCGAGCAAAGAUCAUUGCCAGCAUGCAGAGCUUGGAGGAGCAGAGCUUUGAUCUGGAUGAUGGGAAUGGUCCCACGUUUGAUCUAAUAAUAGCAAAGGCAGACGCUGCUAAUGCGGCAGCGGAAGCUGCGGCAGCAGCUGCGACAAAUGGAAAUGCAGAGGCGGGCGAGGACGGCGACGUAGAUACGCCCAUCGACCCGCCAGCGGACACGGCCAACGCUGGAGCUGCGCGCAUGGAGAACGACUUCAAAACAGGCGGACUUCAGCGCAAGGGAGAUCGAGACGAUCCGAGUGCGGCUGUGUUCGGAGAGGCCUGGCACGUCAAGAAGGAGCGUAUCCGGAGGUCCUCUCCGUAUGGCUGGAUGAAGAACUGGGACCUCGUCAGCGUCAUCGUCAAGACUGGUGCCGACCUGCGGCAGGAAGCAUUCGCGUGCCAGCUCAUCAACGUCUGCCACCGCAUCUGGGUCAACGCGGGCGUGCCUGUCUGGGUCAAGCUGAUGCGCAUCCUGGUGACUGGCGAGUCUUCGGGCCUGAUCGAGACCAUCACCAACGGAGUAUCGCUGCAUUCGAUCAAGCGCAGUUUGACACUGUCGACGAUCGAGUCUGGGCAGAACCCCCGGCGGCGGAUCGCGACGCUCAAGGACCACUUUGUCAAGGUGUUUGGCCCUGUCGACAGCGAGCCCCAUAAGGCUGGCGUCGACGCUUUCAAGCGGUCCUUGGCGGCGUAUAGCAUGAUCUCGUACAUCUUACAGCUCAAGGAUCGCCACAACGGCAACGUACUGGUGGAUAAUGAGGGGCACAUAAUACACAUCGACUUUGGGUUCAUGCUGUCCAACUCUCCGGGCGCCGUCGGGUUCGAGGCGGCGCCGUUCAAGUUCACGCACGAAUAUCUCGAGGUCCUCGGUGGUAUCGGGUCACCUGAGUUCGAGGAUUUUAAGAAGCUGUGCAAACAGGCUUUCCAAGCACUUCGCCGAGAAGCUGACAAUAUCAUCGACCUCGUGAGCAUGAUGGGACGCGAGUCCAAGAUGCCUUGCUUUGGGGCUGGCAUAACGCAGACUUCCAUAAACCUGAGACAGCGAUUCCAACUGCAACUGAGCGCCGAUGAGGCAGAGCAGUUUGUCGAUGACUUGAUCGGCAAGUCCCUUGGGAGCUAUUACACACGACUCUACGAUACCUUCCAGUAUAGAACGCAGGGAAUCUACUAGAUGUGGGUGGGAACGGAGAAACGAUUUGAUUUUGGUUUAUCUCUUUUUGUUUCUUUAUUUUUUUUGGCUAUACCAUCAUGAUGCCGUGCGGCGCGGCGAGGCGUGAUAUUGUGAAAGCCUUUUUUUUUCAAACCUACUUAUAUGUUUCUGUGUUUUCAUUGGUCUUUACGACGGUGUUGAAAGCAUCUGGGCGGCGUUGGGCGAAUUGCCGGGAUAGAGACCUUGAACAUGUCAAUAUCAAGGCCAGUUGGCUAUGGUUGUCUAAAGCCCGUAAGCUUGUUUGGGAUUUUUCUUAUUGUCCAUCAGCGUGUCCUUUGGGUUCAGAACUGACUACCAAGCCGUCCUCCAUUCUUCAAUCUUGC
This is a messenger RNA of Pyricularia grisea, 3443 nucleotides long. RefSeq lists its product as uncharacterized. Gene Ontology annotation, molecular function: 1-phosphatidylinositol 4-kinase activity. Bases 1 to 3081 code for a protein of 1026 amino acids. Lineage: Eukaryota; Fungi; Ascomycota; Sordariomycetes; Magnaporthales; Pyriculariaceae. The transcript has 5 exons. Gene Ontology annotation, cellular component: membrane; cytoplasm. The record is from RefSeq and is a predicted model, not a curated record. Gene Ontology annotation, biological process: phosphatidylinositol-mediated signaling; phosphatidylinositol phosphate biosynthetic process.